Phyllostomus discolor (pale spear-nosed bat) is the source of this 836-nucleotide messenger RNA. Its product is annotated as carcinoembryonic antigen-related cell adhesion molecule 21-like. Gene Ontology annotation, cellular component: cell surface; plasma membrane. Gene Ontology annotation, molecular function: protein tyrosine kinase binding. The record is from RefSeq and is a predicted model, not a curated record. NCBI's taxonomy places the organism in Eukaryota, Metazoa, Chordata, Mammalia, Chiroptera, Phyllostomidae. Gene Ontology annotation, biological process: regulation of immune system process; signal transduction. The transcript is spliced from 3 exons. Bases 98 to 796 code for a protein of 232 amino acids.
ACAGCAGAGUGCACCAUCCUGGACAGAGGUGCCUGUGAGCCUUACAGGACUUCAGGAUUUUCUCAAAGACACAGCUACAGAGCAGACAACAUACACCAUGGGAUCCCCUUCAGUCUCUACCCACAGAGGACUUGUCCACUGGCAAGGGCUCCUGCUGGUUGUCUCACUAUUAAACUUCUGGUGCCUGCCCGCCACCGCACAAUUUGCUAUUGUGUCGACCAAUGUUGCUGAAGGGAAGGAUGUGCUUCUACGUCUCCGCAAUACACCUCCUGAUGUUAUAAGCUUCUUAUGGUACAGGGGGGAAGGAGCAAAAUCCAAUCGUAAAAUUGCAUCUGUCUCAGUACCCCUAAGAGCAUUUGCAAAGGGGCCUUUAUACACUGGACGAGAGAUAAUAUACACACAGGGACCCGUGCUAUUAAAGGAGGUCACCAUGGAGGAUGCAGGCAUCUACACCGUAGUGGCCCACCUUCGAAAUUCAAAAAAAGAAAUAGGAUUUGGAUGGCUUAAUGUAUACCAGCCUGUGAGAAGGCCCACCCUCCAAGCCAACAGCACCACAGUCACAGAGAAUAAGGACUCCGUGGUCUUGACCUGCAACACAAAUGCGGUUUCCACUGAGUGGUUGUUCUAUGGCAUGAAUCUGCAGCUUUCGGAGAGAAAGAAGCUGUCUGAGGACCGCAGAAGCCUCACCAUAGACCCUGUCAAGAGGGAAGAUGCUGGUUAUUACCAGUGUGAAGCCUCCAACCCCAUCAGUUCUGCUGAAAGUUGGCCCCUUGAGCUGCAUGUGCAACAUGAGUGACCCUUCUCCCCUCUUCUUUGUGCUCAAACUCUAAAUAAAG